Engraulis encrasicolus (European anchovy) is the source of this 3700-nucleotide messenger RNA. It is a transcript of the gene rbm44, whose product is annotated as RNA binding motif protein 44. Gene Ontology annotation, molecular function: RNA binding. NCBI's taxonomy places the organism in Eukaryota, Metazoa, Chordata, Actinopteri, Clupeiformes, Engraulidae. Bases 223 to 2979 code for a protein of 918 amino acids. The transcript is spliced from 14 exons. The record is from RefSeq and is a predicted model, not a curated record.
AGGGCCUUGUAUAACUUGGUUAAAUCUUCACCUGGUCUGAAGCUUGAAGAUAAAAAGUUGGGGGCCUGGUACUUCAGUCUUCCAAAGAAGGACAGGAACUUAAUCCAGGGAGAGGGAGGUCUAUUUACAUUUCUCUUGUCACAUCCUGGCCUUACUGUUUCUGAGCAGGCAGGACAGCAAGUAGUACAUGUCAAGCAGGAAGAAGUUGGACCUGCUGUGGCUAUGACUUCAGAUUUGAAUACGUCGAGAAUGCCAACGUUUUACGGAGUGUCUCAGUGUUGCUGUCCAGCAGGCUGCUCCUCAUGCGCAUUGUGCAUUGGUCCCCCACCAGUGGUGGGCAAGAGGCACUACAUGACAGGAGAAAAAGCGACAGCUGCUGCUAUUCAAACCGAUGCCAGUGGAGCGAAGGAGUGGACAGUUCCAGUAACAAACAGCAGGGGCGCUGUGGGCAGGGUUGGCGGCAGCGGUGUUGGCGACGCCCAUGGAGACCUUGUGAUCCACGACAGCUUCCAGUCAGCAUGUGACCUCAGCCCCACCUCGGCGCCGGUGCUGUCUCCCGGCACCAGGUACGCCCACUCUCAGCGUCUCUCCAGAGAGGGCCUGAGCGGGCCUCCAAGCGCCGCGGGCACCAGCUCUGCCAACGUGAGCGCGCUCACAGCAAACACAUCGUCUGCACUGCAGGCCAGCUUCUCUCUGGACGUGGAGCUGGAUCGACAGAGGAAGAUACAGGCGCAGGGUGCAAGAGGCGGAGUGUCAGCUUUGGCCCGCCCCCCUGCUGUCCACCACCAAUCGGAUUUUAGGAUGGCGACGACAGCAGCAGCACCGCUGAUAGACAAGAGCUACAUCGACAUUGCGCAGGAGACCCCUCCAGAGUACUACAGCUUCAACAGCACCGCCUUCGACCAGACGUCCGCCGAGUGGAUGCCUAGCAAAUCAUCAGACCACAGCCAGUACGCAGCAGCGGCGGAGCAAGAUAGCGCUAGUGCAAACUCCUCUCUCCUGGCCACAAGGGGCAGCGUGGAGGAGCACAUGGAAAACAGCCUGCUGAGCACCUCCGCAUUGUUUCCCUCCGAGGCCUCGAUGUCCUCCCCGGGAGAAGAGACCCACUUCCUGGACACCACGUCCGCUGACGAGAGCCUGCAGCAUCCGGAGCAGAGGGAGGAGUUUCACAGCCUCAUGGAGACGUCUGCUAACCCGGAGGAGUCGUGGCCGGACUGCUCAAGCCUGGCAGGGAACCUCUGCAUGUCUCCUCCACUCUGUCAGGGGCCGAUUGUGCAUCCAAGGACGGGCACGAGGAGCGCUCUGCUGCAAACACCUGGGAAAGGGGAGCAGCCGGGUCCUCGUCCGCAGUCUCUUACUGUCAUCAGUCCAGAGAACACUGGAGUGCAAAUGCCACCGGAAGCCCCUACUCCCCCCAGACCAGAAACUGCAAGUCAGACCAUAGAUGCCAGUGGCGACUUCCGUGCGCAUUUCACGUCUGUGCAAGAGUGCCAAGCCUCCCCAAGUACCACAGUGGCCUCGACUGAGAUGGAUUCUCCUGCACACCUCGAUCAAGACACCCAGACCUUACAGGCCUCUACUGCAGACAGGAGCGUCAUCACCGACAUCUUCAUGACAGAUCUCGACUUUGUACACAAGGAGUUUUUGAGACUCAAGAGAGUGGAAGAGGAAUUUGAGCUGUUCAAGGCUCGUCAAAUGAAGCCCCACCCGAAAUGUGGGUGUGAGUGUGGUGAGAGGUGGAAGGAGUCUGAGCUGAAGCUGCUGGCUCUGCAGUACUCCAUGUGCAAGGAGCACUGCUGGAGAAGAUACCUCACCUCUGCUCAGGGCGAACGGGACAUGCAGGGGCUUGGAGGCCCUGGCGGAGUCCCCGAGGGCCUGGUGGAGAGCCUGCAUGUCCUGGAGGAGACCUACAGCCAGAUGAGGAGACGGCUGCUGUCUGGGGCGACUCUGGAGGAGCUCAGCCCUCUCUCUGUGGACACACACAGGCUCAACACACACACUCUCUACACCCCAGCACAGCAUGCUGAAUGCAAAGCUGCCGCGUCUCACACAAAGCCAGAAGAUGCCCGGAGUUCCAAAGCAUCGACUCUGAAGACACAGCGACCACGUUCCACUAGAGCUGGUGUGAAUGAGGAGGGGGGAAACGUCACCAAUGAGGCCUGGUUCGAUGCGGAGGAAGACCUGGGGGCGCAGGCUGGCCAGGGCACCAAAGAGGAGCGGCUAAGGAAAGCCAUGGAGAACGAGAGGAGCGGCGCAGUGGGAGAUGGUGAGCACAGGAAGAUUAGCUGCCAACUUCGUGUCACAAACCUCCAUCAAGACGUCACUGAGGAAGAUCUGCUGGCUCGAUUUGAGAAAUAUCAACCUAAAGAAGUGUGCAUUACAGUAUUAAAUAAGACCAGAACCGGCAGCGUGAUGCUGAGUUCUCCAGACAUUGCUGAGGCAGCGAUGCGAGACCUCAGUGGCUCCUCCAUCCACGGCCAGCCCCUCCAGAUCUCACACACCACCAGCAGCAGCAGCAGCUGCCCACCUGCUGCACCCCCUCAGGGGGACCACACCUUCAAGAGGCCCCAACCUCCCACCACAACAACCACCACACAUGGGCCCAAGCCGAGCAGUGUCAAAGUGGCUGCCCCCUAUAACAUGCUACCCAGACCACUGAGCUGCAACAUUGAGAAGCUGGUGAACAUCAGCCCAGUGCCCACAGCUAAGGGCACCUAUGUGCCGCCGAGGCCCCCCGCCAGCACCAGCUCCUCGGCGGGCAGCUUCGACACGCUGAUGGCCCGUCUGUCGCAGCUGCACCCGCAGGUGGGCAGGCAGGAGAUAGUGGAGGCCCUGCUGGAGCUGCGGGCCCAGCACAGCGGCACCCUGAGCGGCCUGCCCAUACGCACCAUCGUGGAGAUGGCCUCUGCACUCCUCACCACCACACAGGAGGUCUCCGCAGGAGCAGCAGGAGCCACGGCCACACUGGCCUCCCACUGACCUGAACUGAACCGGGGAAGACGAGGAGUGUUACAGAUAUGUACAAUGACUGCUGGGGGAAAUGUUUUUUUAUGUUGCACUGUGGUAGCUGGGAGAGGAAUAUAUUGGAACUCAUACGCAUACGCACCCGCAUGCACACACGCGUGCUUUCAUUCGCACGCAUGCACACAAGCAGAUAAUAUGGUUGAUGGCUGUUUAUCAACCCAACCCUAAGUUUUCACAAGACAAUUCACUACAUUCAAAGGAAAUGUUUAUCCAGCUUCCUCUGUUCUAGAUACUCAAUUGUUUAAGAUAAGAUACUGUUCCACUGUUCCACAUGAUGCUGUGUUUUCUAUAUUCACUAGCUGCUGUUCUUGCAUCCACAAUGGGUAGAAAGCUCCAGAAUGUGGGGCUGAAGAAUGUUAUAUUUUAGUAGGUCUACAGAUUUCGUUGUACUAGAUACGUGUACAGUUGUUAUGAUAAAGCCUGUACUUACUUUUUGUUUGUUUUCAUAGAUCUGUUAGAUCAGGAUCAUUUAUUAACUAAUUUCAUAAGGUGAACACUUAACAUUGUUUAAAACUAGACUUAGAUAUAUACAUUAUACAGUAUACCACUGUAACCCAGAAAGUGAUUUUCUUACAUGACCAGUUGUAUUUACAGAGCCAUAUUUCGCCACAAGAUGGCGCUGAUAUUUUACUUUUUGAGACAUGUUCGAUUAAAAGAUAUUGUAGUGAAAUAUUUA